This is a messenger RNA of Annulohypoxylon truncatum, 861 nucleotides long. RefSeq lists its product as uncharacterized. The coding region runs from base 1 to 861 and encodes 286 amino acids. The record is from RefSeq and is a predicted model, not a curated record. The transcript is spliced from 2 exons. NCBI's taxonomy places the organism in Eukaryota, Fungi, Ascomycota, Sordariomycetes, Xylariales, Hypoxylaceae.
AUGAGAGAUCAUGAGCCAAUGACGGCGGAACGAGCCGAACAGGCGUUCUGGCAUAUUUACGACGGGUGGGCCGCGCACCGGAACCCUGCCGACUUCCUUAGGGAUCUUUUUGGGCCACCUCCAGGUAUUUUUGUUAUAGACGAACGAACCCAAUACCAGACAAGAAAGGAAGUUAGACAGCUAGCGCUUCGUCUUCAAAAUUUGAUUCAUUUUCUUCCUUCUUAUCUCCGACUACUCGCUCUCAAGCCUGAGCCUCUACAUUUUUCCUUUAACACCGACGGGAAUAUCAGGUUAUGGAUCACAUCCAAUGGUUCUCACUUCAUGUGGGCUGAAGGUCGGACAAGUAAUGACGUCCAACUCAUGACGCUCCCGAGAAUGGGAAUCCGACUUUGCGGCCUUGCUUAUGAAGCGGGACUACCGAUGGCUAUUUUCUCCAUGUAUGGCCGUCCUGACCUGGGGUCUAGAUCUUCCGUUUCCGAACCUCCAUCUCCUGUGGCUGAUCUCGUUUACACCUUGAUCCGACAGCUCAUCACAUAUAUCCCUCGGAGAUUCGAACGCCCGGGAACGUUGAACACGCCGUACUUUGACAAGCUCGAUGGGACCCUCGCAAGCGUUGAACCGGCGCUGGACAUGCUUACUACCCUCCUGGAAUACAUACCACCAUUUCUUGUCUGUGUCAUCGACGGCCUAGAAAGGUUAGAGAACAACAAGACUCGACCCUACCUUUAUAUGCUUCUGAAUAGAUUGCGUGCUCUCAGCACGGGCCGAAGGUUCAAGAUUUUGUUCAGUACAAGCGGUCCAAGCCAAGUGCUCUCCGAGAAGCUAAACCACGAAGAGCAUUUGAGCAAUAUAUUCGCGUAA